AGAUCGAACAUCGAUCAAUCGAUUGAACGUUUAGAUUUGCCACUGAUUACAUUGAGAGUGCCACGUGGUCCCGGCAUAGAAUGAGCCAUCCCUUCCUUUAGAAUAGAAUAGAAUAGAAACAUUUAUUGCCAUACAAUUACAAUAUAAAAUAUAAAUAACAUAUACAAAAAGUGUCCCAUACUCGGCAAAAGGAACCGGCUCAGCUGAUGCUGCGAGUGUCCCAGCGCAAUGUGAACAGCUGCACAGCGCUGCUUCUCAGCCAGUCCCUCUCUUAACAAAACAUAACUAAAGUGAAUAUUCCGUGGGUGUCGUAAGAGGCAACUAAGAGAACUUAUUAGUCGAACGACGAACGGCAGCGCCCCUUUUAAAACAUAUCCAAAGCCUAAAUGCGGUUAGCAAUACGCCUGCCAACCGUGGCAACCACUGACAAUAAAACCUAUAUUUGUUCUUGAACUUGUUUCAACUCGUUCUUUUGCGCUAAAUUCCCAAUUUGAAAGAAAGAGACAAAGCUGUGUAAUAGUGAAAAUAGAUUCGUAGAAGGUUCUAGUUUUUAUGAGUUAGGGUUAUUUUAUGGCAUGCAGAAGAACAUAGGCUACUUUUUGCCCCUAUCAGUCCACAUAUUCCGGUUACGCAGACGAAGUCGCGUUUAAAAGAUAGUUUAUUUCAAUAUUUUUUUUUUAGUUUUUUUUUAUCACCUUCAUGCCUAAAUCUGGUAUAUUAAAGAGCACCAUGACGGAGAAAGUCAAGAAACGGCAUUCAAUUGUAUCGGGAAGGAGCGAUUUUUGGUCGUCGUCCGAAGAGGAUGAAGGUGUACAACCCCAUGAGAAGGCCAUCGCGGCUGGCCAACCCAACCCCCCGUACUGUGUACGCAACGUUGAACAGCAUGCGUUCGGCAGGAGAGAGAUAGAGAUUGCCGAGCAGGAGAUGCCUGGUAUUAUGGCCUUGAGAGCCAGGGCCAAGGAUGAUAAACCCCUCAAAGAUGCCAAGAUAGUAGGAUGCACACAUAUAAACGCACAGACGGCCGUAUUGAUAGAGACGCUGGCGGCCCUCGGCGCUACGGUCCGCUGGGCGGCGUGCAACAUCUACAGCACGCAGAACGAGGUGGCGGCCGCACUGGCACAUGCAGGCUUCGCGAUCUUCGCGUGGCGCGGCGAGAGCGAGGAGGCGUUCUGGUGGUGCAUAGACCAGUGCUGUACGCCGGCGGCGGGCUGGCAGCCCAACAUGAUCCUGGACGACGGCGGCGAUGCCACACACCUCAUGCUGAAGAAGCACGCCGCAGCCUUCAAACAUAUAAAAGGUAUAGUGGAGGAGAGUGUGACGGGUGUCCACAGACUGUACCAGUUGAGUAAAGCUGGCAAAUUGUGCGUGCCAGCGAUGAACGUCAACGAUUCAGUGACAAAAACCAAGUUCGACAACCUGUACUCGUGUCGGGAAAGCAUAAUAGACGCUUUAAAGCGCAGUACGGACUUGAUGUUCGGCGGGAAACAGUCGGUCGUGUGCGGCUACGGUGAAGUCGGGAAGGGGUGCUGUCAAGCGCUUAAAGCGCUCGGUUGUGUGGUGUAUGUAACAGAAAUCGAUCCCAUAUGCGCGCUACAGGCCGCCAUGGAUGGCUUUAGGGUUGUCAAAUUGAAUGAAGUAAUAAGGCAAGUGGACAUAGUGAUAACAGCGACGGGCAAUAAGGGCGUGGUCACACGCGAGCACAUGGAGCGCAUGAAGAACGGCUGCGUGGUGUGCAACAUGGGCCACAGCAACACCGAGGUGGACGUGCACGCGCUGCGGACGCCAGACCUGCUCUGGGAGAGGGUACGCAGCCAGGUGGAUCACAUAAUUUGGCCUAAUGGUAAACGUAUAGUGUUGCUGGCGGAGGGACGGCUCGCCAACUUGUGCUGCUCCUCGCUGCCGUCGUUCGUGGUGUCCGUCACGGCCGCCACGCAAGCCCUGGCGCUCAUAGAGCUGUACAACGCACCGCAACAUCGGUACAAGGCCGACGUGUAUUUAUUGCCGAAAAAAAUGGACGAGUACGUAGCCAGUUUGCAUCUGCCCACUUUCGACGCGCAUCUAACAGAGCUGACCGACGAGCAAGCCAAAUAUUUAGGUCUCAACAAGGUCGGCCCAUUUAAACCUAAUUAUUACAGAUACUAGCAUAAAAUAGUAUAUCCAAAUAACAAUACGUGUAAAACAAGACACAAUAGAAGGUGAAACGCAGCGAUAAUGAAGUUGUAACGUCAGAAACGCAACGGGUACGCACCGAUAACGCACGGAAACGCAGUGAGAGUUAUAUAUUGGUACUGAGUUAUAUGUUGGUUGCGUUGCGUUAAGUUAAAACCAAACGGACUAAGUCACUUGUGUAUUGUUAAUUUUAGUAUUGUGUAAGCUUUAUAUAAACCGCUUUCGAUGGUGUUCUGACAAAAUAGCAGGCUUUGAUAUUGUUCACGAAUGUUAAUAUAUUGUAAGUGUGUAAGUGAUUAACUUUAUAAGUUUUCGUAAUGCACCAAGAUUUAAUUUUUGUAUUAACAGAUUUUACACAAUUUUUUUUUUAGUACAAUAUAUCACAAAAUAGGCCUUAGGCGCUAGACUGUCGGACUUUGACGUUAAUAUUAGAUAGUACGGUCAAGUGGUUUCAAAUAUGAUACAAAUACACAUAAGAGCAUGGAAAUUUAAAAUAAUAGUUCCUCAUUCUUCUACCAGUAGGAGAACGUAGGAGUAGGAGGAAACGCCCUUAAUAACAUUUUGUCCUUAUUAUUUUGCCUUCAAUAAAAAGAGAUAAAUCAACUUAUAUCUGAAGGAUUAAAAACCCUGCCACACAUAAAUCAUAAAGGGACUUAUUUUGUAUAAACCACGGAUGUAAAUGUACCACCGCGUUAAUAUUACGCCUUCAAUGCGAGAGGCAUAUUGAACUUGGCGAGAUAUGCAAGGUAAAUCCUAUUAUUGAUAAGUGUAAGAUGGGCAUUUUAACUCCACUGAUGUGUGCCAUAGAUUCGUUAAUGUCUUUUAAAUUGGAUUUUGAAACGACGACUAGAGAGAUGUUUUCAAAUCGACUAUUAUUAUUUUUUAUGUUACUCGAUUACGUCGUCAAUAUAGAACCGAUUUUUAAUUUUUUUUGCGACUUUAAUCCCGUGUAGAUCUUUUGGAAUCGAUACAAUCGAAAUUCUUUUUGAGAUCGUUAGGGUUUAACUCCCGUGUUGAUUCCAUUUUGAUUCUGUGACGAUUGAAGCCGAAAUUUUUCUUUGCGGAGCGAAUCCUGCUUGUUGAAGGAAAUUUACUUGUUCAUACACGAGACGCUGUUUACCUAUACUAAUAUUAUAAAGAGGAAUAAUUUGAUUGUUUGUUUGUUUCUAAUGGAAUGAAAUUUUUUAGAAACUACUAUAAUUAAAAAAAAAACCCAAUAUAGAAAGCUUCGUUACCAGUGAGUAACUUAUAUUAGUUAAUUUUAAACUUUCACAUUGUUUACAUAUAUUUUAAAUACACAAUCGCGACUUAACGCGAUGUAAAAGCCUUUACAGGUAAACAGUACCUACAUGCCUGCUUCUUUAUUUCCGACUUUUCCACAUAGAUUAUAUCACGUCGUGGUCACGACAGGACAGAAAUGAGCGGUGUCUUCGUCUAGCAGCCCU
This is a messenger RNA of Galleria mellonella (greater wax moth), 3614 nucleotides long. RefSeq names its product adenosylhomocysteinase-like 1 (gene AhcyL1). The coding region runs from base 700 to 2142 and encodes 480 amino acids. Gene Ontology annotation, cellular component: cytosol. The transcript is spliced from 10 exons. NCBI's taxonomy places the organism in Eukaryota, Metazoa, Arthropoda, Insecta, Lepidoptera, Pyralidae. Gene Ontology annotation, biological process: L-methionine cycle. The record is from RefSeq and is a predicted model, not a curated record.